This is a messenger RNA of Paramuricea clavata, 8459 nucleotides long. Lineage: Eukaryota; Metazoa; Cnidaria; Anthozoa; Malacalcyonacea; Plexauridae. The record is from the annotation of a GenBank genome assembly.
AACAUAUUAUGUUUUCACAGAGCGAGAGAGUGGAGCGGAGAAUAUAUCACUGAUUUCCAAGAACUUCUACCAGGUAUUUUCAGAAUCAUUCUCAGAGAUAUGAAAAACUAGUUUGGUAUUAUUAUUCUGACACUGCAGAGAAAUAUUCGUUGUCUUGAGCGCGGAUAUUCGAAAUCACAUUUUCGGGUUUAAUUCUAGACCUCCGCUCUACCCAUUGAACUCUCAACACCAUUUUCGGCCCAGAUGUGAUAGCAAUUUCCGCACAUAAUAUACAAACGUAUACAAAAUUUGCAAACUUUGCAACGCUAUAUUUUCCUCAUUUUACAACAUUUCGCGACCAAAUUUUGCAAUUUUACUUAUUUUAGUAUGCUCUUUCUAGCUGUGGUGAUUUAUUUGCAUCUCCUUGCCUAGUUUUAAAAUUAGUCUAUAAUGGGAAUUGUCUAUUUCAAAGAUUUUCCCCUUAUUGCAAAAAUAUGGUUUCUGUUAAACUUUUUUUUCUCUUAAAAUCAUGUCUAUAUAGUUGUGAUUGAAAGUUUUGAUAGGAGCUUAAAAAUAGUUCUAUUUUUCAAGUCGCGCUCUACUUUUUAUUAAUUUUAGGCGCAGCUUGUCACGUGGAUAUAGAGAACAAGGUAUAGCACAGUAACCCGCUUAAAGAACCACUAUUUUGUAGCAACUGGCUACAGUUAUUCUUAAGUCCAUAGGGGAAUUUGUUCGCCCGAAGCGAAAAGCAAAUCUUGGCAAUGUGAUUGCCGGCUGAUUGGUCAGCGAAGAAAUUCGUUGGAUCAAUUCUUACUCUUUUACUUUCCGCGCAAACAAAUUCUCCUGGUGGAAAAUGAGCUUUAUGCAGCCUAGAUCUAGACCUUUACUCGGCUGGCUUUGGCAGGCUUGGUCAAUUUCGGGCUAGCAUUUGGUAAGUAUCGCCCCCGAUCGCCUAGGUCCCAGUCUUCUCAUGUGAAAAAGCGCUGAAUAUUAAAAAAUAAAAAUAGAAGGUCUAGGCUGGACUUUAUGCAGAGUUCAAUAUAAUUCUGAAAACUUGGUCUGACAUUGUGUCAGACCAACCCAUGUUUUUGUCGGACAUGAUCGGACACUUAAUUAUUCUCAAGAGGGACGUUGUCAGUUGUCACACAGUACUAGACACCAAAACCGGGACAACUACCAAAAAUCCAAACCAUAUGCAUAUGUAUAUUGGUUAACAAAAGUACACAAUAUCAACGACAACUUACUCAGUAACAGUAUAUAUAAUCAUGGUAUAUAAUAUAAAAUAUUUCUCUCAGCACACGUGAUGACAUUGUUAUUAACGAAGUCAGAUUCUGUGAUUGUCUAGCAGACGGAAUCUUUGUUUGCAUGUGUUAAAGAUUACAGAUUUUGUUAAAAGAAUUUACAACUAGUGAUGGGCGAUACCGAGUACUCGGUAUUCGAUACCAGCGAUACCACAAACAACGGUAUUGGUAUCGAUUACUGACGUGGUAUCGUUCGAUACUUGCACCAUUUUUUAAACGACUUGUUUAAUUUCACUUCUUAGUUGAAUAAGACUUAAUGAACCACUAAAAUAACUCUUAAUAUUCCAAAUGUGGUGCGCCAAGUCAUGUAUAGAAAAUAUUUAUUACGUUUCGGGCUUUUGGUUUACUUAUAGCUUUAUUUAUUUUACAUACAGUAAUGUAAAAUGUUUUUCCGCUGACUGGCAGGUAUCGAAAGUAGCCGAUACUAGCAAUUUAAGUACUCACUUCCGGUAUCGAAAAUUGAAAUUUUGUGUUUAUUUUGGUAUCGAAAUAGGUAUCGGUAUCGGCCGAUACCGAUCUUAAAAGUAUCGGUAUCGAAUUAAAAAUCCUGGUAUCGCCCAUCGCUACAACAAUAAAGGAAGAAAUAUUGAAAUUGAUGAGACCAAACGGUCAGCCAUAGUGUCCGUGCAGAGUAAUCAGUAGACGGCCAUAUCAGCAUUUUGAUCGGCUAAUGGCCGGUGGCCAACAUUUUUUUUUAUCCCUGGCUUUAUGUAUAGGUUGUAUACAAAGAGGGUAAUCCAACUUUGGCAUGUUAUCCUAUGUAAAGUCCGGAUGAAUCGAAAAUGAGAGUGCAUGCGGUAUUGGUCCGCUGUUCUUAAUGCGUUCCCAAUACUAUCAUGAUUUUAGAAGUUAAAAUCGUACUUGAAACAUUCAUCAAACCUUUAUUUUGUAUCUAGAGCUAGAAAUGUCCACAUGUCGUAACAAUUCAUGACUCUGUUAGCUCUCGUUGGACAGGGGUUUUAAGCUCUGUUCGAAUGAAGAUGAGAGUUGACUAGACUGACGAGAGUUGAGAAGCGAGUGUUUGUAUGAGAGUUUUCCCAUGUCUCGUGGCCCAGUCACAAGAGUUGCAUGAGAAUUGACGGAUUGAGUUGAUUGGAGAUUUCCGCGCGGGAAGCGAAAAUUCUCAUCAACUCUCAUCAAAGUUUGAACCAGUUCAAAGUUGAUCACAGUUCAGAUGAGAGUUGGUGGUCAAACGCGAGCGAGAGUUGCAACUCUCAUCAACUCUGAUCCACGUUUGACUGAAGCUUUAUAUAUACAGGGUGUCUAAAAAAAAAACGCUAUGGAAAUUCAAUAGGCUGUAAACAAUCAUAAACGUGGCUAAACAAUUCAAUUUUUACAUACGACGAAAGAACAGUUAUUUAGCUUUUCGAUGAUACUCUUUUCAAAUCGUAACGAUGAGAAAUGGCCACAUACUCGUCAAAUAAAAAUUGCCGGUCGAAAUCACAUUCUUCCACCGUUGGGAAUUGCAUGGAAAACGAAACAUAGACAAUUCCCAAAAGGGAAUUAAAAUUGAAUGUUAAAUUAUCUAAACAUUAAACAUGGUUCAAUUAACCCCUGAACAAAGAACAUUCGUAUUCAAAACAUUUUACGAAACAAAUAGCUUGUAGCAGGCUUGCGUUGCUUUUGGAUUACUAACUUUGCAUAAUUAAUGUGUUUUCAAUUCCCAACGGUGGAAGAAUGUCAUUUCGACCGACAAUUGUUAUUUGACGAGUAUAUGGCCAUUUCUUAUUCUUACGAUUUAAAAAAGGUAUCAUAGAAAAGCUAAAUAGCAGGUCUUUCGUCCUAUGUAAAAAUUGAAUUGUUUAGCUACGUUUAUGAUGCACGACAGCCUGUUGAAUUUCCAUAGCGUUUUUUUUUAGACACACUGUAGAUAUACUUUUUCCAUAACAGUAAAGAUCAUCAGCUAUUUUAGCUGUCACAUGGUACCAUUUUUUUGUCGUUACUAUAUAAAAAAUGCCAAAUUGGAAUAGACUUAGAAUGAUCUGUCGAAGUCGGAUCUAUACAGAAAUUGGGAAAUGAAUGCAAGAUUACUGUCCAAAUAUUGAAAUUCUCGUUGUGUCAUUCCAGAAAGCAUCCAUACCUCCCCCACGGAGGAAAUUGGAAGUUAAUACUCAAAGAAACAAUUGAUCUUUUUAGAAAAUAUCUUUCUGAUCGUACUCAAAUAACAGUUAUUAACAACAUACGAUCUGAUACUCGUAAAGUAACAUGUGGAGUUCCUCAGGGGUCUAUCUUAGGUCCACUACUGUUUUUAAUAUAUAUAAACGAUCUACCUAAUAGUGAAUUGGUAUCAGAUGGGCGUUUAUUCGCUGAUGAUACCAACUUGACUUUUGCGGACAGCAACCCUGACAAGUUGAUUUCUGUUCUAAAUGACGACCUUAAAACUCUCCAAAACUGGCUUAACCUGAAUAAACUAAGCCUGAAUGCGAUUGAAACUAAAUGUAUGUUUAUGGCAUCCAGGCAAAAAUUAAGUACUAUUCCUGAAGAACCUAAUAUUGCUAUCUCCGGAAACAAAAUUGAAAGAGUUAGAUCUUAUAAGUGUUUAGAUUUAAAACUGGACGAGAGUUUGACAUGAGAGCAUCAUGUUUCUACUAUAAUCUCCAAAGUCUCCAAGGUGAUUGGAGUUCUACGAAAACUAAAACCAUUGCUCCCAAGAAUUAUUACUGAAUCUGAUUAUAACAUCCGGUCAUCAGAUAUUUUAACAUCAUUGAAUUGGACCAACCUUGAAACCAGACGUACCCAACAGUUCAAAACUUUUAUGUACAAAACUGUUAAUAAUAUGGUUCCUAGUUACUUGUCUGGAAAAUUUACUUCCACGUCAAUGAUACACGAACACAUAGUUUGCGUGGAUCUAAUCAUAAAGUUUUUGUACCAAGACCCCUAACGGAAUCCUUGAAGAAAAGUUUUUCCUAUAGAGCAGCUACCCUAUGGAAUGACAUACCCGUCGAACUCACUAGAGUUCAAUCUCUCGCUGAGUUUAAAUCUAAAAUAUCUUAAUAUUUCUUUUAUAUUAGUUUCUUUGCAUGUGUAAUUUGUUACUUUGGUAAAUAGUUUGAUACCUUUUUAUUAGUAAUUAGUCUACUAGUAUAGGUACACGUCUCAAUUGAAGAGCACAUAAUAUAACCUGUGAAAUGGACCUCGUGUUUUAAAUAAAGAUGUCAAUCAAUCAAUCCCCUUCGGAUGUCCUAAUACACUUACUAUUAUCGGAAACAAAUUUUUCUCCCCUCCCCCGCCGGCAGAAAUUUCCUCCUUGGGGCGUGGAUCUUUUCUCGAACGACUCAUUUCUGAUUGAAAUUUAAGAAUUUGAAAAAGAUUCCCUAACGUUUGGGUUACCUUUCAAGUCUCAUCUUUCAACUCUGAUACAAAUUUGAUUGUCUUUAGAACACUGAAGAAGAGGAGGUGCCUGAUAUUUCGCUUAUUUCUGGUCAGUUAAGGCCUGUGUGCGCCCAAAAAGGUUAGUAUUGCAGUCCAACAAAAUCUCAUGCAGGUCCCCAGUUAGAGCAUAAAAUUUGGCACGGAUGAGCAUAUAAUUAUACCAAUGUAAACAAUAUUGGCUAUGGGCCCAUCGAAAUCUUUCCCAUAGACCCACUUAAUAUCGACUUGAUUUUAUUUUUCCUUCACUUUUUAAAAUGUAUAGUACUUUUACAGCAAAAAUAUCAUUAAACUUAGUUUUACUGGGUGUCCGGGAAAGAUUUUGAUGGGGCCCCAUAUAUCCUAUAUUGUCUACAAUUUAUGUGUUGAGUGGCCAAUCAAAAUGCAAGAUUUGUAACAGACCAUAGUUAAGUGUAUACUAUUUAACAAGUAGUUAUAUAUUUAUCAGGAAUAAAUGUGUAUAUUUUGAACAAGUACAUGAUAAACUUUCAAUAUAUUCUGUAUCUCAUAAGCACAAUAACCCAAUACUGGACUAAUGUAAACAAUUUGCAUGGUCUUUGCUUUUACAACGUAUCGUUCGCUUAACCGCUGAGAUUGCUCGAAAUUUGGACACAUUUUGUACCAAAACUGUCUGGAGAUGCUUCUUAAAAUCUGCCUUUUGAAAUUCGUUGUUUGAGGCUAAAUUUUGUCUUUAGUAACUCAAUCUUUCCUGAUGUCUUGGGAAUGUGCAAUGAUACCACAGAUUGGAAAUUUAAUUUAAUUAUCUAAUGCUUGAAACAAAAUAUGCAAACAAAACACGCGCAUGAGCAGAACGGACUUGACUGCCACUUUAAUUAGUUAGGUAGUAUAUAUGGACAAAGGGGUACUUCUUUAAUUAAACUAAGUAUUCAUGUUUUCAAUUUUGUACAGAAAACAACAAUGUGAAAUCAGAGAGUUUGGUUUUAAGAAAUCAAAACACAACUUUGUCAACACAGCAUCAUACGUCUGCAGGUAUGUACGGUAUUUUUUGAAUCACAUAUCACCGGUUCAAUCAAAUAAAAAUACUAUAUAGUCUUCACUUACAGGACUCUUCAUUACAUUUGACAAGAUAAAAAUACCGGGUAUCCCAAAAAAACUGGAUACUGUUUGAAAGAUCAUUGCAUUCAGAAAGGACUAACUUAGAUUUUGAUAUAUAUAACACUUGAAUUGACAUGCAAUAUUGAUCGAGAUACAACCAAAAUAAAAAUAUUUAUUAUUUAACAAGUAUAACUACAUCGGUAAUUAUAAGGUUGUUUCAUGCUAAUUUUUGGAAUUUUGAAAUACAGUAGUUCGACGUUCAAACAUCAAUAGCGCAGUCAAUAUUGCAUAUAUCAAAAUCUAAGUUAGUCCUUUCUGAAUGCAAUGAUCUAUAUUUCAUGGCGAUAGCUUUUAUAGCUUUUACGUUACAUGAAAUCAAACAGUGUCCAAUUUUUUGGGACACCCGGUACUAAAUUAUAAGGAAUGGUGGCUGCAUUAAGAGGAUCCGCUUAAUAGAGGAAUUUGACUGCAUGUAAAACCAUGGUUGUUUUGCUCACAUUCUUUUGCUCACAUUGUUGUGCUCAUGCUUGUCGAUUCUAUAGGCGUACGGGACGAGAGAGAGACUGCCAAAAAUAUAUACAGGGUGUAUAAAAAAAACUGAACAGAUAUGAAUUUGCUCUCAAUUUCGCAAAACAGCUAUUAGUAUCCAGUUUUUGAUGUAUAUAGCUUCUUUGGGUACUUAUAAUGUAGAAUAAUGAAAAAAUUUCUCUAACUCAAAUUUUAUAAACCAGGGGGGGGGGUAUUUUCCAACAAACUAAAAAUGACUUGCGCACGAAAUUUAAACGCUUUAAUCAUAUUUUGAGUUAAUAGAUGUAAAAUUUGUUGGGUUUUUAAUUACUGUACAAAAUUUCAGACAAUUUGCUUUAGUUUCAGCCCUUUAGCUGUUCAUUUUUUCCUAAUUAAGAAAUCAGCCUUUCGCAUGCUUAAUUAAUGCCUUUACCUAAUUUGCAUAUGCUGACAUAUGCAAAUUAGGCAAAGGCAUUAAUUAAGCAUGCAAAUAGCUGUUUUUAGGAAAAAAUGUAAGUUUGUGUCAAUAGUUAAAAGGCUUAAAUUAAAGCAAAUUGUCUGACAUUUUGUACAGUAACUAAACACCCAACAAAUUGUCCAUCUAUUAACUCGAAAUAUGAUUAACGCUUUUAAAUUUCGUGCGCAAGCCAUUUUUAGUUUGUUGGAAAAGACACACACCCCUGGUUCACAAAAUUUGAGUUCGAGAAAUUAUUUUAAUUAUUCUACAUUAUAUACUAAUGGCUGUUUUGCGAAUUUCGAAUCUGUUCAGUUUUUUUUAUACACUCUGUAUAUUUAAGGCUGCAUGGUUUAUAAUAUCAAAGUUUCUGUAACCACAGUAGGAAUUUUGCAUAGGUAAUUCUAAGUUUUGACAGAUUUGUAGGGAACUCGCACAAUGUUGAACACUAAAGUCAGUUCGCUCAAACAUUUCUUACAAAUUCUUCAAAACUUAGAAUUUACCUAUGCAAAAUACUGUGAUCACUGAAACUUUGUUAGUAUACAUCAGCCUUUAGCAAACCAUGGAAAUCCGGGCUGCUAGGAAAAAUCAUGAAAAUGCGGGCAAAUGUUUCGCAAAAUAUAUUGUGACAGGCGUUAAAUAUGUGAAAGAGUAGAAGUAUAUACUAUCAAAAAUCCACUUUUUAGACUUUCAAAAAUGCAAUAUCUCCUUUUUACAUUGAUCAUUUAAUUUAAAUGUGUGCUGCCAUAUUUCUUGUCCCUCCAACCUGGCAUUCGCGCGACUAGACCCAGGACUUUGGGAAACGCAUGGCUAACCUGACAGAUUGAAUCAAAACAAAUAGGGGAUUUCUAAAUAGGGUCCUGAAGAGGUAAAUGGGAACUGGUAUUUGCCUAUUUUUGACUGGAUUUUGGGUUAUGGAUUGGGGUUACUGGGAAUGAAAGACAUAAUAAAUGGGAAUGGGAAAACCCAAAUGCCAUUAUAAAGACAGUUGUAGUUGGACAUUUCAGAGUGAAAUAACUUUAAGAACAGCUACAGAGCAAUUUUUGGUAGAGAAUUUGUCUUAAAAAAAGUUCAGGAAAACUGAAUUUAACAGGCUUAUGGCUCAAUGACGUCAUUUUCCCUGCUAUUGUAAUUCACUUUUUUCUCAACAAAACUAGUUCUAAAGAGGGCAAUUGAACGCAGAAUUCUGUUUGAAAGUCGUCGCAUAGAUGAACCACUUACUUUGGGAUUUUCUUUAAAUUUCACAGUGGGACUGGCAUUUGAUCUAAAAAUCAUUAACUGACGCAAAAUUAACAGUUUUACUGAAUUUUUCAGCGGAAUUUCUAGCACAACGUAGUUGGAAAGGUUUAGAGGUCAAGAGAGGUGAAACACAGGUGACCAAGGCAGUCGAAGGAAGAUCUGGAAUAGCUAGUGGUUAUACACAUGAACUUGUGCAAGAUGACGACAAUACAUAGUACUCAAAUAUGCUUGGAAAAUAUUUUAAAAAUUACCGUGCACUCAGUAUUUUGAUGAAAUUUGCAUUUCAAUCUAAAUCUGAGCAAUUUAUAGACGAUUCAUCUGAUCCCAAUAUGGCAAAAUAUUUUGCCUUGAUAACUCGGCAACAUUCACUUACAACCCUCCCCCGCCCAUUCAAAGAGGUCUAGCACCGCCUCUGCAUACAGUUGUAUUAAAGCGGUCAGUGCAGAAAACAUGCGAUGCGGAAAAAACAUGCGAGGGAAAAGCAAAGCGCUUGUUCUGAUGACUGCAUGCGCCACCGAAGCCCCUAAAACAAUAAUAUAUAUAUAUAUAUAUAU